Molecule: messenger RNA, 4783 nt
Organism: Oryzias latipes (Japanese medaka)
Lineage: Eukaryota; Metazoa; Chordata; Actinopteri; Beloniformes; Adrianichthyidae
Source: RefSeq, a predicted model, not a curated record
AAUUUUAAAAGACAAACAAUAUAAAUUGUUUUUGGAAAAGAUGUUCUCCUGAAAUGUUUUAGUGAGCUGAGGAACCUCUAAUUUAGUCCUUUCUUUGCCUUCACAGAUUCAUUUUCUUUUGGCUGUUGACUGUUACUGUGCUGAUGGAAAACAGCAGUGCAGGUAUGUCACUUCUGAUGAACCACUUUAGAGUUAUUGACAUACACCAAGAGGCAUUCAAAUGUCUUCUUCAAGGAACCAGGUUUCAUUGGGAGAAACCCACCUGGGUUUUAAAGCUUUAAAAACGGGUUCCUCGAAAAAUCUGUAAUUGACUGGGAUGCUCAGUAACACACCCAAUGUCUGCACAAAUCUUAGACAACAGGUUUAAGAAUGGUCUUGCUCCAGUUAAUUGAGGAAUAUAAAAUUUUGUGUAAUGAGUGCUAUGCCUUUUUCUCAUCCUUUUCCCAGUUGAUCCAAAGGAAUGUGAAGCAGUAGGCAGCAAAUGUAGCUCUGAGGCUGAUUGCAUAAAGAUCCAAAGCAGCUUCAUCUGUGUGUGCAAGAUGGGUUACCAGGGUGAUGGCGUGCAGUGCGACGAUAUGGAUGAAUGUGCCAGUCAACUCGACAAAUGUGGCUCGAAGGCCAGCUGCAUCAACACCCUAGGCAGCUUCAACUGCAUUUGCCUCGAUGGAUACACAGGGGACGGAAAGGACUGCCAGGAUAUUAACGAAUGCCUCAAGGAUAAUGGGGGUUGUCACCCUGAUGCCAUCUGUACUAAUUUUGAAGGAGGACGAAGGUGUGAGUGCAAAAGUGGAUUUCAGGGCGAUGGCUUCCAGUGUACAGAUAAUGAUGAAUGCUCAAGACAAAGCAUUUGCCACUGGAAUGCGACCUGCAACAACAAUCCAGGGUCUUAUGUAUGCAACUGCAAUGCUGGUUUCAAGGGCAAUGGAAACUACCUUUGUAUGGACGUUGAUGAAUGCUCAGAAAAUCCCAGCGUGUGUUCUUCCCUGCCGGGCUCAACAGGCUGCGUUAACUUGCCUGGCACCUACCGCUGCUCAUGCAGGAGUGGCUAUGAAACUAGCGGACAGAGUUGUGUUGAUGUCGAUGAGUGUGCAAGAAAUAUCUGCAGCCCAUUUGCGAAAUGUGAAAACAGCCUUGGCUCAUACAAGUGCACAUGCAAUAGUGGAUUUGUGGGUAAUGGCCUGGUAUGUGUAGACAUCAAUGAAUGCAAUCAACGCAAUGAAUGUGACCCAAAAGCUAUUUGCAUCAAUCGAAUGGGAAGUUAUGAGUGCGCUUGUCGGGAAGGUUUUGUUGGAGAAGGACGAAAGUGCGACGACAUUAACGAGUGUGCUCAACCAAACAUCUGCCCCUCUGUUACUACUUGUGUCAACACUGAUGGGUCCUAUUAUUGUGACUGUGGCAAGGGCUACAACUUCAGUGGCACUAAUUGCAUUGACAUUAACGAGUGUGAGGCAAAAAUCUGUAGUUCUAAUGCAAAUUGCACAAAUUCUCCUGGGUCCUAUACUUGCCAGUGCUUAAAAGGCUUCUUAGGAAAUGGCUCAGUCUGUGAGGAUGUAGAUGAAUGCUCAACACCUUCACUGUGCCAUUUCAAUUCCAUUUGCACUAACCUACCUGGCUCUUACAGCUGUCCUUGUAAAGUGGGUUAUACUGGAAAUGGGAUGUCUCAGUGCAAUGAUAUAAACGAGUGUUUAGUAGAAAAUGGAGGUUGCAGCAACAAAGCAACAUGUGUCAACAGUCAGGGUUCAUUCAUCUGCCAGUGCCCUCUAGGCUUUCUUUUGAUUAACAAGACCCUUUGCCAGGACAUAAAUGAGUGUGAGACCAGGAAUAAUCCAUGUGGUGUGAAUGAAGAAUGCAAAAACACAGAUGGUUCAUACAAUUGCCCUUGCCAGGUGGGGUACUAUCGCCCUGCUAGCAACAUGGCUUGUGUUGAUAUGGAUGAAUGUAAAAACAAACCCUGCCAUCCCAACGCCACAUGCCUCAACACCAUUGGUUCAUAUUCUUGCACAUGUAAGCGAGAGUUCACAGGAAAUGGCAGCUACUGCAUGGAUAUAGAUGAAUGUAAAAUAAGCAACAUAUGCCACUCAAGAGCUUUAUGCACCAACCUAAUUGGAGGCUUCAUCUGCUCUUGUCAGUUUGGAUUUACCGGUGAUGGCUUCACAUGUCAGGAUGUGGAUGAAUGUUCCCUCUCCAACACCACCUGCCCUUCUUUUUCAAAAUGCAUAAAUUCUCCUGGUUCAUUUGUUUGCUCAUGUUUAAAUGGAACCAUAGCCUUAAAUAAUAGCUGUGAGCCUCCACCUCAACUGUGUAAUCCUGCUUGUGAUACCAAGGGUUUGUGCCAUGGUUCAGCUUCUGGAUAUCAGUGUGUCUGUGACCUGGGCUUCAACGGUAAUGGAUUGACUUGCUCUGACAUAGAUGAAUGCCAGAUGGAUAAUAUUUGUCCACAAAAUGACACCAAGUGCACAAACCUCCCAGGGUCAUUUUCCUGUGACUGCAAGACAGGCUACACUCUCAAUGGAUCACACUGCAUUGAUGUGAAUGAGUGUGACACUGGACAGCAACAGUGCAGCAAAUAUGCCCAGUGUGUAAAUACUCGAGGCAGUUAUUCCUGCUUCUGCCUAAGUGGUUUCACGGGGGAUGGAAAAAAUUGCACAGACUUUGAUGAGUGCCAAGUCCAAAAUGGAGGCUGCCAUCCAGUUGCCAUCUGCACUAACACGCCUGGAUCUUUCUCCUGUGCUUGCCCACAUGGCACGGAAGGCAAUGGUUAUGACUGCCAGGAUGUGAAUGAAUGCAAUCAGAACUCUACCCUGCGAAACAACUGCAGCUCUCUGGCUCUAUGCGUCAACACUAAUGGGUCCUAUUUCUGCCAGUGCAAAGAUGGAUACCAAGGGGAUGGCUUUGUUUGUGAUGAUGUCAAUGAAUGCGAGCUGUCCACGGCUUGUGAAAGGAACAUGACCUGCAACAACAUUCCUGGUUCCUACAACUGUUCUUGUGUCAUAGGGAGAGUUUAUGAAAAGGGCACAUGUGUGGACGAAGACACCUGCAUGAAUUCAAGUACCAACUGUCACCCACUUGCUGAAUGUUUGGUUUUCCACGGUUCCUACUUCUGUCAAUGUCCGAAAGGCUAUGAAGGAAAUGGCACGGACUGCUGGGAUGUAAAUGAAUGUGACCAAUCCCAGGGUCAUGCCUGUCCUUCCUUUUCCCACUGCUUCAACACAAAUGGCUCUUAUAUCUGCACCUGUUGGGAAGGUUUUCAAAGCAAUGGGACACUCUGUGAAGACAUAGAUGAAUGCACAAACAGGAGCUUCAUCUGCCCUGACAACAGUACCUGUCGAAACCUAGAGGGGAGCUACAACUGUUUGUGUGACCAAGGGUUCUCAGAGAAUGGCUCACUGUGUUUGGACAUUAAUGAGUGCUUUCUGGGUCUAAUCCAAUGUCCUAAUUUUUCCAACUGCAUUAACAAAAUUGGAUAUUCUAUUUGUGAGUGCUGGGAAGGUUACCAAGCCAGUGGCACUGUAUGUAGUGAUAUCAAUGAAUGUACUUACAACACCACCUGCCCUGAGAAAAGCACAUGUGUAAACACAAAUGGCAGCUACCAGUGUCUUUGUGAUAUAGGAUUUGCGAGCACUGGUGACUUGUGUUUGGACAUUGAUGAAUGUAUUGAUAAACAACAGGAAGAGCUUUGCAACAAUGGGUCAUGUUUAAAUGUAGCAGGCUCAUACUAUUGCAAAUGUUUUGAAGGGUUCAGGAGUAAUGGGACAGAGUGUGUGGACAUAGAUGAAUGCCUGGAUUCCUCUAACUCUUCAGUGUGCCAACCCAAUUCAGUAUGUUUCAACACCAUAGGCUCUUUUCAUUGCUUCUGCAGUGAAGGCUUUAGACGGCAUGGUAGCGAGUGUCAGGAUGAGAACGAGUGUCAGGUUGGUAGUCCAUGCCCAAAGCACUCAUUGUGUCACAACACAGAGGGGUCUUUCCGGUGUGUAUGUGAUCCUGGUUAUGAACUUGUUAGCUCUGGCUGUGAGGAUAUAAAUGAAUGUAAGAACGACACCACUUGCCGCAGUGAUCAAGUCUGCACAAACUUGCCAGGAGAGUACAAUUGCUCUUGUCAAUUAGGGUUUCAUGAAGAAAAUGAGGCAUGUGUGGAUGUCAAUGAAUGUGGGAAUUCAUCUUGCAGCCCAUUGGCAUACUGCUGGAACACCCCUGGUUCCUUUUCAUGUCACUGUCGUCUGGGGUUUGCUGGAAAUGGUUCCUCCUGCGAAGAUGUGAAUGAAUGUGUUGCUCUGACCAACCCAUGCCACCUCGCCGCUGAAUGUCAAAACACCCCAGGGUCAUUUGUGUGUGUAUGCAAACCAGGCUUCAUAAGUGUCGGGCCACUGUGCACAGACAUGGACGAAUGCCAGCAAGCAAAUGGACGGUGCCACUCUGCUGCAACCUGCAUCAACAAUGUAGGGGACUUCAAAUGCUUGUGUAAUCAUGGCUGGAUUCCCACCAAAGACAAUGGUCGUGGGAAAGAUGGAUGUGUGGAUUUGGAUGAAUGUACUUUAUUCUCACCAUGUCCUGGAAUGUCAGUCUGUACAAACCUACCAGGGUCCUAUUCCUGUUCCUGUCCAAAAAACAGCAUGGAGUGCAGAGUCUUGUCUAAGGAUGGUUGGUUGUUCAUUUAUUAUUCACAAAGCAGAAUGUUAAGAGUGUGUCCUUUUCUUUCAGUCUUUCUUUCCUCUAUCUGUUUAGCCUAUUAUAAAGAUUAAAGAGUUUGAAACAGGAUAUAUGAGCAGCACCGUGGGGUAGUGGU